GUUAAAGCUCUGAGAGUGGUAACAAGGUGGAAGGUUCUCUUGGAUGAAAGGACUUGCUCCCCAAAAGUGAAACGAAUCCGGUAAAAACAUGACAAUUGAGUGUAUGGAUAAGUGACCCAAGGUGAUUGACAACCCAAACAAACCAUGAAAAUCGGGAUGGUUCGGUUCAGGUUAAGAGCGGUUUUCGGGCUCUUCUCCCUCACUUUCUUGUGCAGUCCAGGUUCGAGUUAUGAAUUCAAUGGCGGUUUUCCUGCCUCAUCAGGGUUGGUGAUGGAUAAACCUCCGAAAAGUGCACAUGAGCUGUUUCAUCGACCAUUACCAAAUAUAAUCAGUCGAGGGGAAACCAUUCGUGCUGCGGUGGGAGAGAAGGUCACCCUGCCGUGUGAAAUCAAGAAUCUUGGAACUUUCGUGCAAGUCUGGCAAAAGGGUGACGAUGUGCUCACAGCCCAAAGUCUAAUGGUUACCCCGGACCCGCGUUUCCACCUGGUAUCCAAGCACAACCUACAGAUCUCUUCAAUCCGCUCACAAGAUGCCGGGGACUACACGUGUAAAAUUUCCAUGAUGGGUGAGCCCAUCCUGAUCACACACACACUGGAAAUCCUAGUUCCACCCUCAAUUCGUCCGGAUCCUCCAGACGGAAAUUACGUUGUAAAGAAGGGCCGAAGAGUGGAACUCCGUUGUUUGGCGUCUGGAAACCCGGAUCCAACCAUUACAUGGUCCAGACAGAAUAAUUUAUUACCCAGCGGCGAGAAGGCACGAGUGUCAAAGACCCUGAUUAUUGAUUCCGUGGACCGACAUGAAGCGGGGACAUACGUUUGUGAGGCCACCAACGGCGUUGGAAAUCAACGAGCUCAAGCUACCAUCCAACUACAGGUUCUUUAUCCGCCUGAAAUCGAACUCGAGACUGACCGGGUCCACUCUGGGGACAACAAAGAAGCUCAUUUGACUUGCCUUAUCCAUGGGAACCCCACUCCCAAAGUGAGAUGGUACAAGAACAGCAUGUUGUUGGAUCCCACGGACACGAUCCGCAUGACAAGUCGGGCCAAUCGCUACACACUCAUCCUCAACUCGAUCCGCUCGGGAAUGGACUUCGGAAACUAUUCCUGCGUCGCCGAGAACUCAUUAGGAACCUUCAAGAAACACAUCGAGGUCCAUGGACGUCCCACCCCGGCCGUGUUCAGAUCGCUGCCGGAGGCCGGAGGUCGGGAAAGCUAUCUACUCACGUGGACCGUAGAUAGCUAUUCGCCCAUCGAGGAAUAUCGCUUGCUUUAUCGUCAGAUCCAACCCUAUCAUCAGGUGAGCGAUGACAUGUUGCUCCAAGGCGGGGGUGAUUGGACCAAUGUCAUCAUUCCUGGCAACCCGAAUAGCUACUCUUUCAAUCACCGACAAAGCUACGAGAUCACGAAUCUGAAGCAAGACGCGGAAUACGAGUGUCUCGUGCAAGCUCGGAACAUGUUUGGUUGGAGCGAAGCCAGCAGAAUCUUUCACUUCUUUACGGGCAAACGAGGCCCUGCCAUCCGCGAUUUGGAAUGGAAGAGCAACUCGGAAAGUUCGCUAAUGCGUCGCUCCCAAAGGACACUCACAAUUGUCAUCUUCCAUGUUUCAGUCUUGUUCCUAAUCCAUUGGCUCUGAGGAAGAGCAAGCACGUCUAUGAAGAAGGAGGAAAUGAUGAUGAUGGUGCUGUUCCACCAAUCAUAAGUUGUGUCAGUGCCGGGUGGAACUCUUGCUCAAGUCUCGACUGAAGGACACCAACGCCUUCAACAAGCUUUGUGUUCGUGUUCAUUAAAACAAACUCCUAUGAAUGAGAGUGAGAGUGAAAACUUGUUCUGAAACAGAAACUACCCGCCGAGGAGGCGGAACGAGACGAAGAAACCUUCUCUCUCUCUCUCUCACUCUCUCUUUACCUCUCUCUCUCUUCCUCCCCGUGGUAUAUACUGUACGUACAAUACAGAGAGACGACAAAAAUACGGGCAAAUAAAACCCAAGGUGGAGGACGUGAAGCUGCACUGAAAUCACCCAAGAUGAAGACAGGCCGCCGCCUCUCUGGAUCUGUGUGUCUUUGAACAAUUCUCCACGUUGGCAGCAGCGGCUGCCGAGUCUUGGAUGUAAUAAUGAUGAUGGAAACUCCAUCUACCACGUAUAACACAGUGCAGUGCCCACUACCGACCCCGUGUAGCGUACAUGUAGUGGUACACUUCUACUUUCAUGGUCUCUUCUUAUCUCUUUUCUCCUUUGUGUGGCAGAGCGAGCGGACAAACUGAGCCAGGAAAAGGAACAACUGGAACAGCAAAAAGUGCACAACCACUCAUGAUACUCUCUCUCACAACAAGGAGGACCAAAAAAAUAUGAUUCCAGACAUCUUCAUUACCCGCGACAAGAGCCGAGGAGUGAAGAUCUGAUUUGAACUCACGUGUUCACAUUCUUUCUUACCUGCUUAACCAACCCAAAUGUAUUACCAUAACCAUUCUCAUGACGGAUAUAGACAUAGUUCUCUCUCAGUCGGUGUUGUUCACACUCACUGCUAAGUCAAGAUGUCAAAUAUAAGAAACGUUUUCGAACACUC
Tigriopus californicus is the source of this 2563-nucleotide messenger RNA. RefSeq names its product protein amalgam-like. The record is from RefSeq and is a predicted model, not a curated record. Gene Ontology annotation, biological process: synapse organization; homophilic cell-cell adhesion. Gene Ontology annotation, molecular function: axon guidance receptor activity; protein binding. The transcript is spliced from 10 exons. Gene Ontology annotation, cellular component: axon; neuronal cell body; plasma membrane. Lineage: Eukaryota; Metazoa; Arthropoda; Copepoda; Harpacticoida; Harpacticidae. The coding region runs from base 145 to 1632 and encodes 495 amino acids.